AUGAGAUUGGCUUGUCUGACCAGUUUACUGUGGUUUUUGCACUGCAUAUCUGCUAUAGAUACUACGGAUGUUAUAGCAUUACGAGACUAUGAUGGAAUAAUCGAAGUCUCGGAGUCAAAUUAUGAGUUUUUGAGCAGAGGAGCCAGAAAUUUCUAUUCUGUUCUACUUAUCACCACAACAGAGCUAACAUCUAAUGGAAGGUAUUGCGAUUUGUGUGAUGGAGUCGAAUAUAACGUUCGAAAGACUUCGAAAGCUGUACGGUCUCAACUGUCCGCGGAAAUUGACGCAGAAAUCAUGUUUUUCAAGUUGGAUAUCAGCCAACUGCCGUCUUUUGUUAACGACAUGAACUUGAAAACGAUUCCGCAUCUUCUGGUGUACCCACCUGGAGUUAACGAGACAGAUUUUGCUUGGCAUACAAAACCUUUUUUUCAAUUUGACGUAACGCCAGGAAGCAUAAAGGAUCCAGUAAGAUUUGCCGAUUUCUUGGCCCGCAUCUGCAACAUUCAUAUACAAAUACACCGGGAUUUUGACGCUAAUGAAUUUUUACAAUACUUCGUUCCAUGUUUGACUAUUUUUUACGUCUUCAAGAAAAAGAUCUUGCCUCUAAUCUCGAAUAAAUCCAAGUUCUUCAGCGGUCUGUUCGCAUUCGGAAUCAUAUUUCUUUCCAUCACUGGUUAUAAGUUCACACAGAUAAACGAAAUUCCGUUUUUAGCGCGAAAUCCUGAGGGCCAGGUGAUGUUUUUUAGCGGUGGCAUGCAUUGGCAAUUUGGGAUCGAAAUAUUCACGGUUUCAUCGAUGUAUUUGGUCAUGGCCAGCUCGUUGGUGGGGAUUAUCCUAGUAGCAAGUGUAGGAAAGCUCAAUGAAAACUUGAAAAACGCCUUUGCUGUUUUGUUACUUGGAAGUUUGAUGUACACAUUUUCCUAUUUCCAGUCCUGCUUUUUGAUUAAGAACCCCGCUUAUCCAUAUUCGUUUUAA
Molecule: messenger RNA, 975 nt
Organism: Lachancea mirantina
Lineage: Eukaryota; Fungi; Ascomycota; Saccharomycetes; Saccharomycetales; Saccharomycetaceae
Source: the annotation of a GenBank genome assembly